UGGAGGAAGAUGGUGAAAGCAUGUCAGCAGACUUCCGCCCAGAAAUCAAACUGAAGUGGGAUCAUGAUGCUGAUGGGCGCACCGUUUUUCCUCCGAACUUCGACUUUGAGUUCGUGGCAGUGGAAGAAGAAGAGGCAGAGGUAGAGGAAGACGAGGUGGAGGCAGGAGUGGAAGGAGUUGGAAUGAAUGAGAGCCAACCAGUUCCAGAAGUGGAGAUCCAUCCAGUUCCUUCUGAUGAUGAUCAGCCUCCCCUGCCAGACGAGCAGCAACCAAGGCAGCCACUUCUUCCAAUUGAAGAGGAGCUAGUGGAGCCACCUCCUCCAGCAUAGAAUUAGCUUUUUUAUUUUGGUGCUUUUACUUUUUGUAAAACAUUUAAACAGUUUGUAGUAGUUUGAUUCAUUAAAUGAAAAAUCAGUAUUUGUUUAUGUUUGGUUUAUAUUGCUGUUAUGUUUUAUGAAAGAACUGAGUAUUUGAGACGAAAUAAGAAGAAGUAACUCAC
Molecule: messenger RNA, 499 nt
Organism: Rubroshorea leprosula
Lineage: Eukaryota; Viridiplantae; Streptophyta; Magnoliopsida; Malvales; Dipterocarpaceae
Source: the annotation of a GenBank genome assembly